AUGGCGGCCGCCGCCGCCCCCGCUCCGGCCCGGGGGCCGCGCGCCCGCCGCCCCGCUCGCUUCCGCACCGCGGGCCGCCCUGGGUCCGGCCCGCCGCCUGCACCGCGCCGCGCCGGGUCCCGUCCGCCCGCCUGCACGCCCGGGCGCCGCCCACCGUCGACCGCAACUAUCGCAUGGUGUAUCACCUCAAGACUAACUCGGCUGCGACAGAGCCCUUUGGAGGUUUCCAGUCCCACCCCGUUGUGCGAGGAGGAUGUUCGGGGUCUGGUGUGCCAGACGCGCUCGUCCAAAUCCAUCUCGAAGGCCGCCUACCACCGCGGGGUGGUGAUCGUGACCUGCCCCGGCUGCGGGAACCACCACGUCAUCGCCGACAACCUGGGCUGGUUCUCCGACCUGCAGGGAAAGAGGAACAUCGAGGAGAUCCUGGCAGCCAAAGGGGAGAAGGUGAGACGUGUGGCUGGUGAGGAAGCUCUGGAAUUGCUGCUGGAAAGCUCGGCAGAGCCCGAGUCCCAAGGUCAGCUGGCAGAGGGGGACAGCAAGGAAGCCCCCCCAGAGCCUGGCAGCAAGGGACAGACCUGACACAUGGGGCUGUGACCUGUGGGACAGACCUGACACGUGGGAUUUGGGUUGCUCUGCUGGUGCUAAGAGACUCUUCACCUUCAUUCCCUGAUUUCCACAGUCUGUAUUUAAAAUAAAUUUGUGUGUGGGUUUUUCUCUGU
Manacus vitellinus (golden-collared manakin) is the source of this 719-nucleotide messenger RNA. It is a transcript of the gene DNLZ, whose product is annotated as DNL-type zinc finger. NCBI's taxonomy places the organism in Eukaryota, Metazoa, Chordata, Aves, Passeriformes, Pipridae. The transcript is spliced from 4 exons. The record is from RefSeq and is a predicted model, not a curated record. Gene Ontology annotation, cellular component: mitochondrion. Gene Ontology annotation, biological process: protein stabilization; protein folding; protein import into mitochondrial matrix. The coding region runs from base 1 to 579 and encodes 192 amino acids. Gene Ontology annotation, molecular function: zinc ion binding; protein-folding chaperone binding.